Colletotrichum scovillei is the source of this 2142-nucleotide messenger RNA. RefSeq names its product glycosyl hydrolase family 61. The transcript has a single exon. The record is from RefSeq and is a predicted model, not a curated record. The coding region runs from base 285 to 1466 and encodes 393 amino acids. NCBI's taxonomy places the organism in Eukaryota, Fungi, Ascomycota, Sordariomycetes, Glomerellales, Glomerellaceae.
CGGCCACGACGGGUGCCACCCCCCCAAAAUUCCACCACUCUGGUUUGCAUAUUGGUGUUUCGGUCUUAUGAAGUUUCUGCCAUCUCCACCUGGCCCUGCUCCCACUUCACUGCGAAGUAGGGUUGAGGGGGCGGCUCAGCUAUCAGGCGCUUGUAGGACUAUCUUGGCAAGAAAGAACUGGACUCGACCAGGUUGGGAACAGUUGAGAGCUGGAAAGGGACGAAAGGGGGUUGCUUGCUUGGCAUCUUACACAAGAGCCUCCCGGUGGGAUAAAUAACACGACGAUGUCCUCGCUCUUUAUUGAUAUCUUUCCCCUCUUGGUUCUUCAUCCAACAUUGCAGGUCGCACACAUUCUUUGGUUCUUUCACCACUUCAUUCUUUUUCCAAACCGUCAACCGUCAGUUCUUCACUGUGUGAAGCUGGGACAUUCUUUUGCAAAAAAACUCUACAUCCAACGAAUUCAAGCUCAUUCAUUCUCUUCCCAACCCUUCCUCCUUUUUUCCAACAGGACCAUCCCAACAAACCCGACCUUUUCAAAAAUGUCUUCCGUCAAGUCCACCAUCGCCCUCGUUGGCGCCUUCGCCGCUAGCGCUCUCGCCCACGGCACCGUCACCGGUUUCAAGUUCGACGGCGCCUACGAGGCCGGCUACAAGCUCGACUACUACUACCUCAAGCAGAACGGCGGCACUCCCCCCUCCAUCUCUGCCUGGUCCGCCGAGAACCUCGACAACGGCUUCGUCGACGGCACCGGCUACGCCUCCGCCGACAUCAACUGCCACAAGAACGGUGCUCCUGGCGCCGUCGCCUCCACCGUCGCUGCCGGUGGCACCGUCGACUUCGAGUGGUCCGCCUGGCCCGAGUCUCACUUUGGUCCCGUCCUCACCUACGCCGCAAAGGUCGACGGUGACGACUGGGCCUCCGUCGACAAGACCACCCUCAAGUGGGUCAAGAUUGACGAGUCUGGCAUUGAUAUCGCCACCCAGGAGUGGGCUGCCACCAAGCUCAUUGCCAACAACAACACCUGGUCCACCACCAUCCCCUCCGACCUCGCCGCCGGCAACUACGUUCUCCGCCACGAGAUCAUUGCCAUGCACGGUGCUGGCUCCCUGAACGGCGCCCAGAACUACCCCCAGUGCGUCAACGUCAAGAUCACUGGCUCCGGCACCGCCAACCCCGAGGGAACCCUCGGCACUGAGCUGUACAAGAACACCGACGCCGGUAUCCAGUUCAACCCCUACGCCACCAUCUCCAGCUACACCAUCCCUGGCCCUGCCCUCUACGGCUCCGGCUCUGGCUCUGGUUCCGGCUCUGGAUCUGGCUCCGGCUCCAACAGCACCACCCCCGCCACUCCCUCUGCUCCCUCCACCACCGCUCCCUCUGCCACCCCCGCCGUCUCCGGCGCUGCUGACGAUGCCUGCGCCAAGAAGGCUCGCCGCCACGCUCGCUCUUUCCGCCUUCGCCACUAAGCGUUGGUAGAAAGCAGUGUGUGUGCAGAUGAAAAACCAGGAGGAAAGAAAAUACAAGGCCUUCUUCCACUUGGAAGGAGGUCUCUGAAUGAGCACAUUGAUUCGUUUCUCAAACAACCAUGUAAAUAGAUUUAUACCCGGUGUAUAUAUCGCUGCAAGCACAACACCCUUUUUUCAGUCGACCACCACCACAGGCGUCUAGCGCACCUUUUUUGCAGCUGGGCGUCUUUCAAGCUUUGCAAUGUAUAUCUGUUCAAACAACCUUGUCCGUGCCUGUCUCGUUCUGUGAAGUGACUGCCAGUCGUGAUGAAAAGUCUUGCUUGGCUUGGCUUACCUCUUUACCAACUCCUAGGCCUUUCAUGGAGCGAUGUUGAGACCACAAAGUGGUUUCCGUUGAAUACGGCGCCAGAAGACUCUAACUCAGCGCUCGUCACAGACUGAUGGUAUGCUGCAAAUGCCCGCUCGACUGUCGUCAGGGUUGGUUCCUUGAACUAUUGGCGAGUAUCUAUCUCUUCUGAGCGUGUUGCUGGUCCCCUGCCUCCGUGAAAGAGAUUUCAACGGACGACGGAUUCCGAUAGCAGACCGCUGUGCCGCAGAUAGUGUGAAUGUUUGUAACUAAUAGAUGAAAAUGUGGGGGUCCAGCGGAAGAGAUUUGAAAAGGGGGAGGGGACGCGAC